GUAAUGGGAGGUAUCCCGCCAACGUUAGCUAGUGCUAAUUAGCUAGCUACCGUUUAAUAGCAAGCUGGCUAACUAGCAAGUAUGUUAACGGAAGUCUCAGAAUUGAAAUACGAUGUGGUCUUGCUAGACUAAUUAAUUUGUAUUGCAAUUCAUUUUAUGCAUGACAAUCAAGUUAGUUGGCUAGCUGCCUGUCAUUUUAGACUGGCUGGUGGUAGUUUUGCUAGCUGCACACACACAACACCUAGUUGGGUAGUGUAACGCGCUGUGGUCUAAAGUCAUUUAAAAUGAUGUUAAAUUAAUGUCCGUUUUAGACGGUUUGUGCUUCAUGCGUGUGUGCGUUGCCGUGUCAAAGUGUUUUGGAUUGUGAGUUUUGGGUUAGUGCCUUGAGUAACAGGCUGCACUGUAGUCACCAGCGAGUAGACGUAGCCUGUUGGCUAACUUUCGAUCCAGAUGUUAUGAAUAUCCAGUUUUUGAAUAACGGAUAUCAUCUGCCUGGAAACAAUAAUGCAUCCCCGUGGUUGGUUGUUGAAACGCUUUCGGAGUCUUUUAGGCCCUUUGUUAUGAGUUUGCUUGCGUACGUCCCCGGUUUCCAGUGCUGAAGUGGGGUUUUUAUGGGUAUACGCAGGUAUGGGCGUUCUGCACUUGUCCGCUAAGUGUGCUUAUUCGCCGUCCUCAUUAUUGACCAAAGAUGCAUAUUAAUUGAGCACUUGGUCGUAUUUCAUUGUGUAAAUUGGAUUGUAUGGCUUUUAAGGUAAUAGUUUAAAUAAUACGGGUGCCCACACCAUAAAGAUGCUUGCUUACACUGUCAUGUAUGACCAUUGAACUCUUCCAAGAAAAAUAAAGGCAACUUAACUACUUGAGUUACACGGACGACCAAACCUGUUAAAUACGUGAAUUAAAAAACGAACAGAUACUGAAUUAACUUUUUUUUUUUUUUUAAACUACCAACAUUGUGUGCGCUUAUUCAUAACGGCAGUCACACAAAUCACCUGAAUGUUAUUUGCACAGUGGUAUUUGUGACUGAAUGUAUGCUAAUGGGAGACCUAAAGGACAAAUAAAUGGUUCUAAGCCAGUGGUCCUGGGGAACCAGGGUGGUUUUUUUUGCCUUGAAACGAGCGCCGAGUUUGCACCCAGAAAACCAGGUGAGGCGAGUUAACUGUAACCGCUUCAAUGGAGCAGUAGACCGUUAGUAGACCGUUCCAGCAUCAGGGUACUGUCUCCUCGCUACUCCCGGAGAGAGGCAGGAUCUGUGGGGUUUUUUUUGUUACUCAGCACUGGAGUGAUUGAUUACAAAGUCGACUCUCAUCACCUGAUUUCUUGGGCCUGAUCCAGCUACUGAAUUUAAGCCCCCAUGCAGUCUGUGUCAGUGGAGGAGGGCUGCAGCAGUGCCUCUGGCGCCCCCGGUGGCUCGGUGGUGCAGGUGUGCUUCCCCAGCGUGCGAGCGGCAGUCCUGGACAGCCUGAACCGGCAGAGGGAGGAGGGCCGGUUGUGUGACCUCUCCAUCCAGGUGCAGGGCCAGGUGUUCAGGGCUCACCGCUGCGUUCUGGCCGCCUCCUCGCCCUACUUCCACGACCAGGUGUUGCUGAAGAACAUGUCGACGGUCUCCAUACCGGCGGUGAUGGACCCGCUGGCGUUCGAGAGCGUCCUCAGCUGCGCCUACACGGGCCAGCUGCGCAUGCUGCGCGACGACAUCGUCAACUACCUCACCGUGGGCAGCGUGCUGCAGAUGUGGCACAUCGUGGACAAGUGCACCGAGCUGCUGAAGGAGGGGCGGGGCGGGGCUGGGGGCGGCGGCCAGCCGGCCGGGGGCGGAGCCCAGGGCGGGCUGGGAGGGGGCGGGGCCCAGCCGGGCGACGCCCACUCGGCACCGCCCCCGCCCACCCGCCCCUCCCUCAGCGAGAGCCAGUCCCCGAGCAGCACCAACUACUUCAGCCCCCGGGAGGCGGGGUUCGGAGGGGGAGGGGGCGGAGUCGGGGGCGUGGCCUCCGGGGGAGCCGGGGAGGGGGGCCUGAACUCGACGCCCAGCUACUGCACGCCCUCCGGUGGCGAAGAGGGCUUCCUGAUCGAGGAGGAGGACGAGGAGCAGGAGGAGGAGGAAGAGGAGGAGCUCCUGCUCUACCCCAGGAAGCAGGAGCGGGGGAGCAGCCGGAGGAAGAAGGCGGCGUCCGUCCCGGAGCAGGAGGCAGGCGUGAGCGACAGUUUCGGGGUGUCGUCCUACCAGGGCGGGGACCCCUCCCCCCCGCAGAAACGCCCCACCUACAGCCAGCCCAGCAUUAUGCCCCGGAAGCAGUGGGUGGUGGUGAAGACGGAGCGUUCCCAGGACGACGAGCUCAUCGUGGUGUCCGGCGAGGAAGGCGGGGAGGAGGAGGAGGAGAAGGAGAGGGAGAUGGACAGGGAGAUGGAGAUGGAGAGAGAGAGGGAGAGGGAGAGAGAGAGGACCUUCAGCAUCUCCGACGUCAGGACGCUGUCGGCUGAGCUGAGCAACCGAGCGGACGCUGAGAUGCAGGCGCAGGUGGAUUACUGCCAGUCCUCUGAAGACUACCUCAAGUUCGACGGCGGCCUCAUGGAGCAGACCGCCCCCCCGCACCCCCACAGCAGCUCCGCGGGCGGCGGCGCCAGCCGGGCCGUUUCGGCGCUGCUGGGCCCGGUCCAGGGCGGCCCGGUCCAGGGCGGCUCGGGCCGCGCCCAGCUCUUCCCCAUAGACAUGCAGGGCAACCAGAUCCUCCUCUACAGCCAGGCCCCGCUGGACUCCUCCCCUCCCUCCGCCGGGGGGGCGGGGCUGGGCGGGGGCGGGGCCUCCUCCCUGAAGGGGCUGGGCCUGGAGCACGGGGCCGUCCACCUGUCGGGACACGGGGGCGGCGGCCUGGACGGGCUGGACGGGACGGGGCCCGGGGGGGCGGGCAAGGUGUUCAUGUGCCACUGCGGCAAGACGUUCACCCACAAGAGCAUGCGGGACCGGCACGUCAACAUGCACCUGGACCUGCGCCCCUUCGCCUGCCCCGUCUGCGCCAAGAAGUUCAAGAUGAAGCACCACCUGACGGAGCACAUGAAGACGCACACUGGCCUCAAGCCCUACGACUGCCUCGGCUGCGGCAAGAAGUUCAUGUGGCGCGACAGCUUCGUCCGGCACCGCUCGCACUGCGAGAGGCACGGCGGGGGCGGGGGCGAGGGCGGGGGCGGGGCCGAGGGAGGGGGCGUGGUCUCCCCGCCCCACCACCACCACCACCACCACCUCCACCUGAACAGCGACAUCGGCCAGAGCGGCAUUGGUGCCCGAGGCGGGCUCCCCUCCUCCGGGGGCCUGGGUGUCAGAAGCGGGAUCUCGGUUCUGUCGCCCCCCCAUCAUUCCGGCGGCGGGGGCGGGGUUUCGGGGCUGACCGCGGGCGGGCCGGGGGCCCUCCUGGGGGUGUCCGUUCUGGGGCUGGGCGGGGGCCACGGCUCGUGCUCGGACGACGUGUGCGAGGUGACCGUGAGCGAGAGCAGCGUCACUUAAACUGCGAGGAGCGGGGAGGCUGGCGGCCUCACGCGCGCGCGUGCGUGUGCGUGUGUGUGCGCGCGCGGCGCAGCGCUCUGGGGUGUGUGCGCUACGUUCAGCCUUCGCUGUUUUUGUGAGAUUUGAAAAGAACAAGGGGGAGAAUGUUUACCUGCCUCGGCUGCAUCUGUGACGGUUCACUUCUCAUAACAGUUGACUGACAGUGGGCCGUGCUCUGCUCUUUUUACAAUGCUCUGUCGUUUUUGCAGGUUGGUAAACCAAAAAGAGCCCGUUCCAUGACUCUUUGUACAUGACAGGGGAGGGGGGAAAACCCAGUCAUCCAGAGCACCAAUCGUUUCCGAUCCCGUAGGUGCAGGUUUUUGUUCUAGCCAAAACACCUGAUUCUGCUAUUCAACUAAUUGUGGUUUUCAGUCAAGUCCUUGGUGACAAAAAGCUGCACCCUCACUGGCUCUUUUCGGGUAAGAUUGGACACCCCUGGUCGGGAGUAUUACUUUGACUGAGUGGCACUGCCCUGGAUGUUGCUCCUUCAGCUUUGGAACUGGUGCAGAAAUACCUUCAUGGCUUAUGGAUGGGAAUGAGUCAGGGGCUGAAGACAUUUGGGAGUAUGUGGACUGCCUUAAAGAAGCAGCCAUUUUGGAAGGGGGGGGCAACAGGUUGUGCUAUCUUGUUCCUGGUUUGAAUGCUCUGAUUGGCUCAUCACUGCCUGAUAAAUUCCGUGCUGCGGUGUCACUAGAUUCUGAGUCGUGAUCAAUGUGGUGGCUUUGCUGUACGGUUUGUAGAAUACAGUGUGUCUUCUGUGGAGUGGGUAAGUGUGUGUGACUGUGUGUGUGUGUGUGUGUGUGUGUGUGUUUUUGCCUCUGUAGCCACACACCUUCAGGAGCAGUAGGACGAAAAUGGUGGAUACUGGCCAAUGAGAGCAAGGGAAUUCCAACCAACAUUUGCCCAGUAUAGAAGAGAGAGAUGGAGAGGGAAAGGCAAUCACGUAUUGGCAAUUGUCUGAGUGUGAACUUGCCGCCUGUUGAGUGGUUGUAGCCGUGUGUGUGUGUGUGUGUGUGUGCACCUAAGUGUGUGUGUGCGUGUUGUAUGUCUGCUAACAGAAUAGGUUUUACGGAAUUACCUGAAAACUGAAAAUACAUAAAUUAUUGAGAGAUUUGUAUGCAUUAGAGAUUUGAAAAGUGCCCAGGUUCAUGGUCCAUGGUUCAAUGUCGUUUUGAACUAAUUGCCGUAUUUUAAUAGUUUGUAAAUAAUUAGACUCGUUUAUAUAUCUAUAUAUAAAUAUAUAUAUAUAUAUAUAUUUAGGCUUAGACAGACGUACGGAGAGAAAGUUCAAACACCGUUUGUAGAUUAUCUCACAUGCUUAUUUAUACACAGUGAUUCGACUGCCUUACCAAUAUUUAUAUUCAGAAUUAUGAAUGCAGAGUUGAGUGUGCAGUUACCUGAGCCCCAGGGUCAUACGAACCCGUUUGUGGAGAUCCAGCGUCCUGCAGGUAUUAAAACAUGUUCAGGCCAGCGGCACGUAGCUCUGGUCCUGGAGAUCUGCUACGGCAGCUGCUGUCCGUUUAUCCGGAACCCUUUAAAGUGUGAGGUCACAAAUAUGUGAUUAGAAUUUUCUUGACUGAACAUUCUAAUGCUGAUGUAACAAUCACUACUGGUGAUUGACAGCAACGAGUUCUAGAAUGCUGCCUUAGAAUUUUGAAAAAACAUUCCAAAAAAAACAAAAAACCUUCUCUACAAAGUCUUAAAAUAAGCAGGCAGUUAGCAAGCCAAGAAACCAGGUCAGUGUAGUUAAUUGUGUGCGAUAAACUGAUUUAAUUGAUUGAGUUGAAAGUUUAGACCAGGGCUGCCCAACUCUGUUCAACUACUGCCCAACUACUGUCCUGUAGGAUUCAGCCCAACCCCUAACAAAGCACACCUUAUUCAACAGCCAGAGAUCUCUGUGCUCUAAUUAGUAGAAUCAGAUGUGCCAACUUACGGUUGAAAUGAUAACCUACAGGACAGUAGAUUUCCUCCAUGAAAAGGGUUUGGCAGUCCUGGUCUAAACCUUGAGUUCUCAAACCGGGUUGUGAAUGAAGAGACGCGCUGCAGGUCAUGUGACAGGAGGUUUGGAGGGGAACCUCAAAACAUCACUUGUGCUUCAGGAACAGGAUUGUCCCACCCUUAACCAAUCAGACAAACAAAAAGAGGUGCUUCAAAGGGAUCAAAAUGGGAGGCAACAACAAAAUAUGGUGGAAUUUGUAUCUAGAAAGAAGAAAAAAACAAGUGAGAGUGUAUAUACGAUUUAAGAGCCAGGUCCUUCAUAACCACGUAGAUGAACAGUAAGGAGCUUGAUCUACUGGAAUUUUUUUUUAUUUUUGUAUAACACACAAACCUGGGACUCCUUCGGUCGUGGUGGCACAAGUCCGAAUUCUGUGUGCGAGGAUGAGCACAAUCGGUCUCAAGACUUUCGCACAGACAGACCUUCCUGACUGUGUCAGGGGACGUGAACUUGAAUUGAAUGGCCUCGUUCAGAUAAAAAUGCAUUUGGAGUAUGACUAAAUUACUUUCUGUCCUGAUCCCUCCCCCUCAGUUGAUGGUUUUGGGCAAGGGUCUCAAAUGGCAUUCCUGGAGUGUUUGCAGUGUCUGCAGGUUUAACUCCAGUCCUGGAGGGCCGCAGUGUCUGCAGGUUUAACUCCAGUCCUGGAGGGCCGCAGGGUCUGCAGGUUUAACUCCAGUCCUGGAGGGCCGCAGUGUCUGCAGGUUUAACUCCAGUCCUGGAGGGCCGCAGUGUCUGCAGGUUUAAUUCCAGUCCUGGAGGGCCACAGUGAGCUGUUUAUUGUGGCCAAGAAUGAGAUCUAUGUGGCUACAUGUUUUACUUGCGUUAAGAUUAUUUACACCGUUUGAAGUGAGUCCAAGGAACAUCUUCACUCGUGCUGCGGCAGUGGUGACAUCACACUCUGCUCCAAGACUGUUAUAUGAACUACUGACCAAGUGCAUCGAUGUCGUCUUUAUUAACCACUCCGUAGAAACGUGAAACAACAAGUAAAUAAAUACUCGGUGCAAACUCAGUCCACCUCUGCUGACUUUGAUCUUCUGUUAACUGGUCUUUUCAUCUGACUUAUUUAUUUAAGCUCAGAGAGAAACGAGAAUUGAGGGCAUUUGCUGUUUUCCUUUAAUUCACAAUUUGCACAUUCCUAAUCUCAGUGUGUUCAUCAGUCAUGUUGUUGUAAAAAAAAAUAUUCAUUUGAAAAUUUAAA
This is a messenger RNA of Anguilla rostrata (American eel), 6726 nucleotides long. RefSeq names its product zinc finger and BTB domain containing 22b (gene zbtb22b). Gene Ontology annotation, biological process: regulation of transcription by RNA polymerase II. The record is from RefSeq and is a predicted model, not a curated record. Gene Ontology annotation, molecular function: RNA polymerase II cis-regulatory region sequence-specific DNA binding; DNA-binding transcription factor activity, RNA polymerase II-specific; protein binding. Bases 1352 to 3493 code for a protein of 713 amino acids. The transcript is spliced from 4 exons. NCBI's taxonomy places the organism in Eukaryota, Metazoa, Chordata, Actinopteri, Anguilliformes, Anguillidae.